This is a messenger RNA of Rotaria socialis, 1494 nucleotides long. NCBI's taxonomy places the organism in Eukaryota, Metazoa, Rotifera, Eurotatoria, Philodinida, Philodinidae. The record is from the annotation of a GenBank genome assembly.
AUGGCUAUAAAACAUAUUAUUGCACAAGCAUUAAGGCGUUAUACAAAUUUACAAAAUGCAUUUAAUCUUCUAACAGAAUUUAGUGAACAAGCUCAAAAAACGCGUGGCGUAUGGGAACUUAUUGCUAAAUCAUUAAUAUCUGGAUACAAUGAAAAUGUUUUCAUAUCAAUGAAAGAACUACAAGAUAGAGUUCAUCAGUUUAUGCAAUAUAAAGAUCGAAAUGAUAUUGCUGUUAUAGAUUCACAAUCAACAUUAGCACGGCAUUUCAAUGAAUUACCAGUAUCACUUGUUUUAGCACGUGAUAUUCGUUACCUAAGCGCUGUUCGUUCAACAGCUAUUCUUUCAUUUAUUGGAGAAAUAAAACCAGAAUGGAUUGAUUAUAAUCUUAAACGACAAAUUCAUUUAAUUGAUGAAGAAGAAAUUCAUUUAAAUACAAAUAAUAAAUUUUCAAAUGCUAUAUCAAAAUUUUCAAAUAAAAUCAAUAUGUUAUUAAAUAAUCAUAGUGUUUCAUUAAUAGGUUCAGUUGGUGUUGUUUUAAAUGCUGAAUUACAUCUUAGACAAGAUAUGAUAUCAGAAUAUACGUUUAGUUUAGAAAAUAAAAAUCCUCCAAAGUCUAGUUUAUAUGAUAAUUUAUCCAGAAAUUUAGAAAGUGUUAUGAAAAUGACAAGAAUAUUUAGACCUAUGAUAUGGAGAUGGCAAAAUCAAAGACAAGUUAAAAUAACUGUUGAUUCUGAUACAGCUACUAAAACUUGUGAAGCUACUGUUGUUGGAAGAAAUUCAGAUAUUAAAAAAGUUAAAGAAGAAUUUGAUUCUUUCUUAGGAUGGUUACAAAAAAUUGUGCUGUUAUUAGACAUCCAAAUGGAGAUCUUUUUAAGAACAUCUUUUCAUGGUGUAGCUCCACGUGUACUUCAUCCGCAAAUGCGUAAAGAUUGUUAUGAUAUAGAAGAAAGAAUUAGUCGUAUAACAGAUAGUAAACGAACAUUAACUGAUUUAUAUAACGGUGCUAAAGGUUCAAAAGCAACUCGUGAAACACGAAUGGAAGUUGUUGCUUGGAUUGCUGUUUGUAAAUUUGAUUGCAAAUUAGAAGGCGAUUUUGUCCGCGAUUGGGCUGUCGGAAAUUAUACAUCAAAACCAACUAAUAACCCAAAUAGUUGGGUUCAAUAUGCUCUAAAUAAAAAAGGUGACAAUAUUCCAUAUAUUGAAAAAGAAGUUGUUCCAGGUGACUUAGAUUGCCAUUUACCAUCACAUAGAUAUUUCGAUGUUGAUAAAUUUCAAGAUGAACUUUAUAAAUUUGAUAUUCAAUGUAAAGUUUUUCGAGAAAAUUGGAGAUAUGCUAUUUUAAUUGAUGAAAAUACUCGUACAGGACCAUUUACGAUGGAUUUAAUUGAACCACAUGCUGCAUUAAUGCACGAUAGAAUUGAUUUUGAUGCUAAUAAUUUAUCAAUAGAAAAAGAUUUUACACGUGAUUUAGCUAUGCGUGUUAAUAUACAAUAA